GUCCCUGCUGUGUUGCAGAGCUAGAGUCAGAGUAGGAAGAAAACUACUACUACGAGCGACGACUUUUACUGACUUAUUUUGGUGCAUCUGCGAUUAUUAUUCACUCGAGUUUACUGACUCGUUUACUGAUUUUCAUUACAAUGAAGCCACAGUGGCGUGCGUCGUUGUGUUUGGCUUCAUAUGUAGGCUAAGCUAUGCUAUCAAGCUAAAAUUGGCAAGACUAGUUAGCAAGUGCUUGUAUUGUUUACAAUUUUGAUCGAAAAUGUACACUUUAUUAUCUGGAUUAUAUAAAUACAUGUUCCAAAAGGACGAAUACUGCGUUUUGAUCCUGGGAUUGGAUAACGCUGGAAAAACGACCUUUCUGGAGCAAACCAAAACAAAGUUCAGUAAGAACUAUAAAGGAAUGAACUUAUCCAAGAUCACGACCACAGUUGGCCUGAACAUUGGUACAAUAGAUGUGGGUAAGGCUCGUCUAAUGUUCUGGGAUCUGGGAGGUCAGGAGGAGCUCCAGUCUCUGUGGGACAAAUACUAUGCUGAGUCCCAUGGAGUCAUCUAUGUGAUAGAUUCAACUGAUGAAGAGCGCCUGUCAGAAUCAAAGGAGGCCUUUGAGAAAAUGAUCAGCAGUGAGGUGUUAGAGGGCGUCCCCCUCCUCGUGCUGGCCAACAAGCAGGAUGUACCGAACUGUUUGUCGGUGCCGGACAUUAAAACUGCCUUCAGUGACUCUGCCCCGAAGAUCGGCAAGAGGGAUUGUUUAGUCCAGCCUUGUACUGCCCUCACAGGGGAAGGCGUGAACGAGGGCAUUGAGUGGAUGGUGAAGUGUGUGGUCAGAAACAUUCACAGGCCUCCCAGACAGAAGGACAUCACGUAAGAAGUCAUCAGCACUGGUGAUUCUUCUUUUGGACUGUCAUUUCCCCUCCGAGACAUUCCAUGUGAACCCUGGAGCUGAUAACUCUCCUCUCUCCUCGUGUUUGCCGUCACUUUGAACCGUUUCUGCUUUUCGGGGUGUGGCAGUACUUUAAUCACCGAGCAUAAUUUAAGUUGUGCUUUGAAUGGACGUCUUUUAGAAACGGUGUUGUGGUUUCUCCUGCUUCAUGUGUGAGUAGCGGCCCCGGUCUCUGGUGCUGGCUGGGGGUGGGAGCUUCACUGACUGACACCCUGCACUAUGAUCCCAGCAGCACAGGAACACUGUUCUCACAUCAAGUAUACUAAACUGUAAUACAGUGGUUCUCUGUUUGUUCACAGUGUCAGAUUAAUUAAACAGUUUUAGCCCACAGUUUAAAAGUUGAACUGAAAUUUGAAUUCUCUUGAAGUUUCUAAGAUUAUACUGUUGAAUUUCUGAAGAAAGGAUGGGCGGUGCUAGUAGACGUGCUGUCAACUUCCAUGGCCCUGUACUGACUGCAGAAUGUCACACUACCUAUGGACACUGUCACAAGGUGUUUUUACAAGUGUUUCCAUUAAAGUGUAAUCAUGCACAUUUUGAAAUAUCGCAUUAGAAAAGGUUGAUGGUAAUGACAACAUUGGGGGGGGG
Messenger RNA from Chelmon rostratus (copperband butterflyfish), 1528 nucleotides. RefSeq names its product ADP-ribosylation factor related protein 1 (gene arfrp1). Bases 263 to 868 code for a protein of 201 amino acids. The record is from RefSeq and is a predicted model, not a curated record. Gene Ontology annotation, cellular component: Golgi apparatus. The transcript has 7 exons. Lineage: Eukaryota; Metazoa; Chordata; Actinopteri; Chaetodontiformes; Chaetodontidae. Gene Ontology annotation, molecular function: GTP binding; GTPase activity. Gene Ontology annotation, biological process: protein localization to organelle; Golgi to plasma membrane protein transport; intracellular protein transport.